AUGAUGGAGAUCUUCUGCCGCGGCAUCCCCGAGCAGGUUUCGGAGAAACACUUGAGGAAAGAGCUCAAACCUAUCCUAGAGCGCUUUCAGAUAUCUGUCUACGAUUGCCAAAAAGUGGGCAGGAAGAAUGCCAGAAUUACAGUCGCAGACGUGCAAAAGGGCCAGCGCGUACUCGAUGCAUACGAAUACCGGGGAAAGGCUACGCAUGGUGCAUCCAAGCCAUUUUAUCCUAACGUCACUCUCAAGUUGUUCGGUUUCCCUAUCCAAGUGUCGAAAAGUUAUAAUACACCCCACCAGUUGCUUGUACAGUCUCUGUUGGAAGAAGAGGAAUCGAAUCGUGCGGCACGGUUCACGGCCGCUCCAAGAUCGAUUACAGGGGAAGUUCAUAGGGUUAGACGAUUCCUUGUCACUAUGAUGUCGUGCGGGUCGUGGGACUACCGCCAAAAUCGGCCAGUCUUUGUUGAAUAUUUUCGGCUGCCAUACCGCGGGUCCAUCACCCUUGGGAAGACGAUGUUCGAUGCCACUUUUACAGAUAUUCAGACUUCAACGCAUUUCUCCGUUGAGAUCCCAUAUAGGAAUAUUGUUGACUCUAUUUAUGUGGGAGCAUUUGGGACACCGUCUGUUACAAUUACGACCUACGUGGCUCCUAGAUUCUACAUUUCCGAUCCUAUAGAGCAAAUGAAAGUGCAAAUGGCGAUGCUAUUCAAGAGAAAUGGGCGACCACCACCUGCUAAAAGAAGAGUCGGGUUUCUUUUAGACGGACACGAGAGAGUUUCUGCUAGGUUUUUUACCUAUCGAUUCGUCCUUCAAGACCCUCGGGAUACCGGUGUGGUGCGCAACCUAGGAAAUGAUCGGAGUAUGCCCAAGAUGAAUACGUGGUCUGAUUUAUGUGUCUCUCCCCGAACAUCUUACGCUGUUCUAGAAAAGGAACUCGAGAGAUACCUAGGGAGGAUGCCCUUCGGGUAUCGUGUCAAAUUUCAAUUACAGAGGCUAGUAUGGAACGGAGUGCUUUCGCUAGACCGGGCAUCACUCCUGUUCCCCGUAGUCCAUCGACUUCACCUACAACAUGAUCCUAAUACCAUCGUUCAAGCACUUACGCGCCUGAGCCGAGACUUGCCGUUCCCUGCUCCCGGUGUACUGCCGAGUGAAGUUGGGAUUGAAGCAAUUACUGAAGCAUUGGAAGACACUAUCGACUCCAUUUUACACAACGGAAGUGAUUCGGAUUUUAAUCUCAUACACCGAAAUAAUGUUUCAGUACAUCGAGCAAUGGUUACUCCCUGCGGAGUUUAUCUCUUUGGACCGUAUGCAGAAGCGAAGAACAGAAUCUUGCGCAAAUACGCUGACAACAUUGAUCACUUCCUACGUGUUGAAUUCCUGGAUGAAACCGGUGAUCCUGUGUUUUUUGAUCCAAAUGCGAAUCUCGAGUCGAUCUUCCAUAACAGAUUUGCUGGCGUUAUGAAACGUGGAAUUGAGAUUGCUGGCCGUAAUUUCAAAUUCCUCGGAUUCUCGCACUCUUCUUUGCGGUCACAGACAUGCUGGUUUGCUGCACCAUUUACUACAGCGGAAGGAGAGUAUCUCGAUGCUACUACUAUAAUCAGCAACCUGGGCCACUUUGAUCAUAUACGUUCUCCUUCAAAACAGGCGGCUAGAAUUGGACAAGCAUUCUCUGAUACUCUUACCUCCAUUUCAGUCUCUAAGGAUGCCGUAUGGAUGAGAGCGCCAGAUGUGACAAGGAAUGGACGCGUUUUUAGCGACGGGGUUGGAGUGAUCUCCCGUGAGCUGAUGUACAAGAUUUGGGAUGAAUAUGCUCUUCGAGAAAAGGUGAAGCCGACAGUUUUCCAGAUAAGAAUUGCCGGGGCUAAAGGGAUGGUUUCACUCGACACCACAAAGCAAGGAGAAUUCCUGAUGCUGAGAGAAUCUAUGGUAAAAUUUCCCACAGACGAUUCAUAUAACAUUGAAAUCUGUGGAGCUGGUAUUAGGGCACUGCCAUUUUACCUCAACAGCCAGAUUAUCAAAAUCUUAGAGGACCUAGGGGUCCCGUUUGCUGCUUUCCGCCAACUGCAGAAGGACGAAAUAGACUCACUCUAUUCGACAUUCGAAUCUACAGAAAAAGCAGCACAAUUCCUUGAAGAGUCACCUGUGCCAAAAUCACUUCGGUUGCCAUGGCUACUGGCCAUUUUAAAGGGGCUGGGAAUACGCUAUACUCAUGACCCUUUUUUGCAUCGGGUAAUGGAAUUGACAACUCUACUAAAACUUCGUGACCUGAAGUAUCGCGCUAGAAUUCGUGUUCCCAAUGCUAUCACGCUUUACGGAAUCAUGGAUGAAACAGGAUAUCUAGGGAAAAAUGAGAUCUAUUGUGCAUAUCUAGCAGAAAAUGGCCGCCGGGAGAUUCUUGUUCGUAAUAAUAUAGUUAUUACGCGAUCACCAGCACUGCACCCCGGCGAUAUCCAGCUUGUGAAUGCUGUCGACGUUCCAGCCAAUUCGCCACUUCGCAAGUUGCAUAACUGUGUUGCAUUUAGCCAGCAUGGAGCUCGUGAUCUUCCCAGUAUGUUAAGCGGUGGAGAUCUCGACGGUGACCUUUACAACAUUAUUUAUGAUAGCAGCUUGAUCCCUCGGGGAACUUGCUCACCGGCCGACUAUCCGCUAGUCAAAGCCAGAGAAUUGGAUAGAAAGGUCGAAAGCAAUGAUAUCAUCGAUUUCUUUGUGACUUUUAUGCAGCAGGAUCAAUUAGGCCGCAUUGCAACUGCCCACCAAGCUAUUGCGGAUCAGUCACAACUCGGGACUAGAGACAAAGAUUGCUUAAAGCUCUCUGAAUUGCAUUCUGUUGCGGUUGAUUACUCUAAGAGUGGAAUACCAGUCAAUGUCCAGAGCAUUCCCAGGGCCCCAAGAUAUCGUCCAGAUUUUAUGGCUCCCAGCCCACGGUUUCAUAUAUCUGACAGCAUUGAAGAUAUCAUAACCGCUUCAGAGAAAAUUCUCGAGGACGACGAUGACAACGACCGCCCAAGAACCCUAUACUACAAGAGCCAUAAUAUUCUUGGCCAACUCUAUCGUUCUAUUGAUGAGCAGAGCUUCCUCCGAAAGCUACGAGAUGUAGGGACUGUCGACAAUAGCAAUCGUAAGAGCGCACUGCAGAUGGUUUGGAAAUACGUACAGAAGGAAAUGGAUGGGUUUUUCUGGAGCCAUCUCACAGGAAUCUGCAAGGACAUAAAAGAAAUUUACGAGGAUCAACUUAGAGAGCUAAUGCGGCAAUACUCAGCGACUCCAUGGAAGAGCUCUAUCACGGAGUAUGAAAUCUUUGUUGGCACAAUUCUUGGCCACGGACACAAGCAGCGCCGGAGAGAUAAGGAAAUUUCAAAGGAGAUGCGAGACACAUACAAUCGUCUCGUCGAUUUCACUCUGUCCAGGAUCCGAGAUACGGAAUCUGGCGGGACAGAGGCUCUCGAGCGCUCGAUUGCAUGUUUUUGGGUAUCCAUAAAUGAAAACAGCUUAUCGCAGAAGCCAGGAAUCCAGACCUCAAACCAAGAUAAGCUGCUCAGUUUUCCGUGGAUAGCUGCCAUGGCGUGCCUGAACGAGGUUGACAAGUUCCAAAGAUCUACUCCAUUUUAA
Molecule: messenger RNA, 3606 nt
Organism: Arthroderma uncinatum
Lineage: Eukaryota; Fungi; Ascomycota; Eurotiomycetes; Onygenales; Arthrodermataceae
Product: RNA-dependent RNA polymerase
Exons: 5
Coding region: 1-3606 (1201 amino acids)
Biological process (GO): siRNA processing
Cellular component (GO): nuclear RNA-directed RNA polymerase complex
Molecular function (GO): RNA-directed RNA polymerase activity
Source: RefSeq, a predicted model, not a curated record